Messenger RNA from Dibothriocephalus latus, 123 nucleotides. The record is from the annotation of a GenBank genome assembly. NCBI's taxonomy places the organism in Eukaryota, Metazoa, Platyhelminthes, Cestoda, Diphyllobothriidea, Diphyllobothriidae.
AUGGCUGGCGGUCUGUUUGCCAUUGACCGAGACUUCUUUGAACAACUCGGCUGGUACGAUCCGGGUUAUGAAGUCUGGGGAGCCGAAAACCUGGAGCUUUCAUUCAAAGUACGUGCCUUUUAG